Molecule: messenger RNA, 2685 nt
Organism: Pogoniulus pusillus (Red-fronted tinkerbird)
Lineage: Eukaryota; Metazoa; Chordata; Aves; Piciformes; Lybiidae
Gene: ARHGEF37
Product: Rho guanine nucleotide exchange factor 37
Exons: 13
Coding region: 290-2350 (686 amino acids)
Cellular component (GO): cytoplasm
Molecular function (GO): protein binding; guanyl-nucleotide exchange factor activity
Source: RefSeq, a predicted model, not a curated record
CGCGUCGCCGCUCAUCUGACCGCCGCUGCCCGCCCGCGGCCGCGCUCCCUGCGCGGGGUGGGAGCAGGGGGCGAUACCCCGUGGCAGGGGCUCACACAUACCAGGGGCUCACCCGCCACAGGAGCGCAGCCGUGCCAGGCUCUCGCCCGUCCUGCCCGCGCCAGCCGUGCCACCCGGCUACGGCGCGGCGGGUUCAGCGUUAGCUGCCCGCAGGCGGCAGGAGCGCGGCUGCAGCCGGGCGCAGCUGCCCGGCACCAGCCGCUGCCUCUCCGCAGAGUGUUCUGCUGAGAUGGCAAGCACCCAUGGGGCAGAGUCUGAUGAUGAGGACACAACUGAGACUGAGGAGGCAGUCUAUGAGGAGGUGGUACCAUGCGACAAAAUGGAGCUGAACCAGCGGCUGUCUGUGGAGGAGCUCAUCACCACUGAGGCCAGUUAUGUCCACAACAUUCAGUUCUGUGUGUUGGACAUCCGGGCACACCUCCAGAAAAAGCAGCUGCCUGACCUUGACCUGGAGGGACUCUUCUCUAACAUCGAUGACAUCCUUCACGUCUCCAGACGGUUUCUGAAGGAUCUUGAGGCCAUGGCCACCCAGGAGCAUGAGCAGCUGCUCUGCAUCAGCACUCUGUUCCAGGAGUUCAAGGAUGAGAUGGAGACUGUCUACAAGAUCUACUGUGCCAGUUAUGAUCAUGCCCUCCUGCUGGUGGAGAGCUACCACAAGGACCCCAGGCUGCAGGAAGAGAUCUUGGAGACCCUGAAAGCAACAGUGCCUCACACAGGUGCAUCGGACCUCAGCUUCUUCCUGGUGAUGCCAGUGCAGAGGGUGACCAAAUACCCACUGCUGCUGGGGAAGAUCCUGGAGAAUACCCCUACCAGUGCCAGUACCUACCCAGCCCUGCAGGCAGCUGUCCGAGCUAUGGUCCAAGUUAAUGCCAACAUCAAUGAGUACAAACGGCGCAGAGAAGUAGCCACCAAAUACAACAAGGCGGAGCAGCUGACGCUGCGGGAGCGCCUGGCGCGCCUCAACACGCACUCCAUCGCCAAGAAGACCACACGGCUCAGCCGGCUCCUCAUGCAGGAGGCUGGCAUCGUGGCCAAGACAGAGGACAGAGAGUACGAUGACCUGGAGGAGAAGUUCCAAUGUGUGGCUUCCAGCGUGGCUGUGCUGAAGGAGAACGUGGCAUCCUACCUGGGCCACUUAGAGGCCUUCCUGUUGCCCACUCCACACAAGCGUGAUCUGCAGCUUGAUGAGGGACCUGCCCAACAGUACCAGCGUUUUGCAGAGUAUCUCCAUUGCACUGCUUUCCCAGAGUUUAAGCGGCGGCUGGACAGCCUGGUUUACCAGCCCCUCUGCAGCCUCUCAGACAUGCUGGUGGGGCCACAACAGCUGGUCAAGAAGCGCCUGGACAAGCUGCUGGACUAUGAGGAGAUUCAGGAGCGGAAGAGUGAGAUGGGCAGUGUGACAUAUGACGAGGAAGCAGCCAUGAACACCUAUCUUGCCAUCAAUUCCCUGCUCGUGGCUGAGCUUCCACGAUUCAACCAGGUGGCUCUAGAGCUCCUGGAGCAGAUUCUGUGCUCCUUCAGCACCCUGCAACUGGAUUUGGCUGCCAAGGUCCUGCACCAGGCAGAAAAGGAGCUGGAGCAGAUGCCCCAUGGCCACAUGCCUCUGCCCAAUUUCAGGAAGAUGGUGGAAGACUCAUUGGAGCAGUCUGGUACUCAGCUCCGCACCUUCUGCCAGACAUUUGAGACAGUCACACCGAGCCCUGUGACACAGCCUCUGAACCCUGCUGAAGAGCAGAAAGUCCUUUCCCUCGUGAGCAAGCAUGGCCCAGACAAACUUUACCAAGUGACAAGCAACAUCAGUGGCAGCAAAGACUUGGACCUGACCUUGCACAAGGGACAAAUUGUAGCUCUGCUGCAAAGUGUGGACACUAAGGGGAACACGAACAGAUGGCUGGUGGAUGCUGGAGGUCCCCGAGGGUUUGUACCUGCUGGAAAACUCCAGCCCUAUUGCCCAGUACAAGGCCAGCAGCCUGGGGUGCAGGCACAAGACCCGGAAAGCAGCACAGAGAGAAGGCGACAUUCAUGUGCAUUACCUGAAGCUCCCAGGCCCCAGGUGGCCUCCUUCACCCCAGCUUUCCAGGUUGUUGCUGGCUUCUCCUUCAAAGCCAGGAGUCCGCAGGAAGUGAGCCUCCAGGAAGGGCAGCCUGUGGUGGUGCUGGAACCACACGACAAGAAAGGGAGCAAGGAGUGGAGCCUGGUGGAGGUGAAUGGCCAGAGGGGCUAUGUGCCCUCCAGCUACCUGGUGACCGUCCCCAUGCAGCAGCCCAUGGGCUGGAGCUUGCCUGUGUGAGCACAGCCAGCCUGCACCCAGGGGCACAGGCCUCAUCAGAUGAGAGCUCUCUGCUUGGCACCUGACAACUGAUCACAGGAGAUGCUGGAGCAGGGUGGUUGUGGUGGCCCCAGGCUUAGAAAGUGGUGGAAGCAUCUGGCAGAAUACAGGGGGCAUCUGGCAGGGGAUGUAGAUGCAAGGGACAGCGGUCAGGAGGAUGUUUUGAUGAAUAGGUGUUGGGAUGCUAUGUCCCACAAAGGAGAGGAGCUUGAGGGAGUAAGGGCAGGUGGCUGCAGUUUUCCAGGGACUUUCUGAAACCCAUAUCAGUGACAAAAAUGCCCCUAGGGAUGAUAAGA